Molecule: messenger RNA, 1551 nt
Organism: Trypanosoma theileri
Lineage: Eukaryota; Euglenozoa; Kinetoplastea; Trypanosomatida; Trypanosomatidae
Product: transporter
Exons: 1
Coding region: 1-1551 (516 amino acids)
Biological process (GO): endoplasmic reticulum to cytosol auxin transport
Cellular component (GO): membrane
Source: RefSeq, a predicted model, not a curated record
AUGGGUACACUGCAGCUCAUCACCAUCACAGCUGAAACGGUUGGAAAGAUUCUCCUCUGUGCCCUUGCGGGUCUUCGUCUUUCUCACUAUUUCGUCGCACCGGCCAAAAGUCUGCGGGGUCUCAGUGCUAUUUCACUUCUCGUAUUUCUCCCGUGUCUUUUAUUUGGAAAUCUCGUUCUUCGGCUCACCUGGUCGGCGCUUGGACAUUAUUACUGGGCCCCACUUCUUGCAUGUGUCCCAACAGUGCUUGGUGCGAUUGGUUCCUUUCUCUUUCGCCCAUUGCUGGAUCCACAUUGGCACGGUGUACUCACAUUGGGAUGCACCUUUCAGAAUGGAUUAACAUUUGGAUUGUCUAUAGUGAUGACAUUAAAGGGAGUCGCGUGGUUAACACCAGAGGCGGUGGAACGGGCAACAUCAUAUAUAUUUCUUUACAAUAUUGUCUGUUCUAUUGGGCUUUGGGCUAUUGGGGAACCAUUAAUUAAAUCAUGUAAGAAGCGUUUGGUGCAGGAACGUCUGGCACGACGACGUAUUCAACAAGAACAACAACAACAACAACAAGAAGAACAACAAGAGCAUCGUGAGGAAAUCAGUGGAUGUAUGGAUAGUGAAAACAGAAUAGUUUAUCCAUAUGGAUUAAAUAAUUCGUCUAUCGAAGUCGAUAGAACUGUAACAGCAAGUGAUAUAGAUAAUAACGCAGUGGAAUCAACACCUAAUCAAAAUGAAUCUAAAAAAGAAAGAAGAGCAACAGUGGAGGAGCAAUUUGUGUGGUAUCGUCCUUCAGAUAAUGCGCCGCCUAUUUCUUUUUCAAAUACCACAGGUAACGAUAAUAAUAAUAAUAAUAAUAAUAAUAAUAAUAGUAAUACUAUUCUCUCUACGCUUUGGGAAGUACUGGUACGAAUUCCUGGUAUUCUGAAGAGUCCACCUGUUUGUGCUACUCUUUCCGCUAUUGUCAUUUCAUUAGUACCCCCACUGCGUUGGUUAGCAGAGUCACCGCCUGGUGAUGUUAUUAUUGGUGGAAUGAAAAUAAUUGGAGCUGGGGCCAUUCCACUUCAGCUUCUCUUGCUUGGAUGUAAUGUGGCCGGCUCCCGUCCACCGCCUUUGGAAAAUAAGAACAGACCAACAACAGGUGGAAAACACAAUAGAGAUGAUGAAGAUAAUGAAGAUGAGGAGGAAGAUGGGGAUAAUGAUAAUACUAUGCAUACCGUGGGCAUAUCAGAUGGUCAGAGAAGAUGCAUGAAGUUCUUCUCCAUUUCACAGCCGACACUUUUCGCUAUUUUAACUGUUAGUUUACGACUUGUUUUUAUUCCAUUAGUUUGUUUCGUAAUUAUUCACUUUCUCCGUGUGGGAGGGAUUAUUCCUCCAGAGCGAGAUUUCUUAUUAUCUGUACUGUUGGGAACCUGCGCGCCUUCCGCUAUUAACUCAUCUCUUAUUUGUACUAUGCAUUCGUACAAGGCAAGACCGUAUGCACAGAUGAUAUUUGUGAUGUACGUUACUGCUAUAGGAACAACUGCAUUCUGGCUUACAUUCUAUAUUUGGUAUUUGGGUGAGUAA